Messenger RNA from Ostrea edulis (European flat oyster), 2527 nucleotides. Its product is annotated as methylthioribose-1-phosphate isomerase-like. NCBI's taxonomy places the organism in Eukaryota, Metazoa, Mollusca, Bivalvia, Ostreida, Ostreidae. The record is from RefSeq and is a predicted model, not a curated record. Gene Ontology annotation, molecular function: S-methyl-5-thioribose-1-phosphate isomerase activity. The transcript has 10 exons.
CGCUUUCCGUAUUUGUACACCACAUGUCUGAUAUGUCAACAAAGUAUUUCAGUUUCACUAUGUUUUAACUGUUUCUGUUUGAUAGGAAGCAUGACGUUGGAGGCCAUUAAGUACGGCGAUGGGAAAUUGGAAAUACUGAACCAGCUUCUCCUUCCAAAGGAAUCAAAAUAUGUGUCCAUUCUGUCUGUGGAGGACGGCUGGAAAGCGAUUAAACUAAUGCAGGUGAGAGGUGCCCCAGCAAUCGCUAUAGUAGGAUGCCUGAGUUUAGCUAUAGAACUAAAGAAAGAAUCCUUCUCGAAUACGGAAGAAAUUUCCAUGUUCAUUGAAGAGAAGCUGAAUUACUUGGUGACUUCCAGACCUACUGCGGUCAACAUGAGCAAAGCAGCAAAAUACUUCAUAGAGAAAGCCAAGAAACUGGCGGGUAAAGAGGACUCUAACGUACAGGAAAUGCUGGACAGCAUAGUGACUGAAAUGGAAGAGCUGCUCCCAAAGGACAUUGCUGUGAAUAAGACUCUGAGUAAAUUUGGGGCUGACCACAUUCUGAAUUUCUAUGAUGGGAAUCCGGUGGACAUCCUGACACACUGUAACACAGGGUCGCUCGCUACAGCUGGGUACGGAACAGCAUUGGGUGUCAUCCGAACUCUACAGGAAAUGGACAAACUUAAACACGUGUACUGCACCGAGACCCGCCCAUACAACCAGGGCGCCCGACUAACAGCGUACGAACACGUGUAUGAAAAAAUGCCAGCCACUUUAAUUUGUGACAGCAUGGCGUCCACCUUGAUGGAUCGCAGAGGAGUGUCGGCAGUGGUGGUGGGCGCGGAUCGAGUGGCGGGGAACGGUGACACCGCCAACAAGAUCGGAACUUACCAGUUGGCGAUUGCUGCAAAACACCAUGACGUUCCGUUUUACGUCGCAUGUCCGGUGUCAUCGUUUGAUCCGCACAUUCAUAGUGGGGACGAUAUUCACAUCGAAGAACGACCACACGAAGAAAUAACGCAUCAUAACGGAGUCUCGGUUGCAGCACCGGGAAUUAAAUGCUGGAAUCCUGCCUUCGACGUCACACCGGCAUCGCUAAUUACUGGGGGAAUCAUUACGGAAUUUGGUGUGUUCACGCCCUCAGAACUGUCGGAGAAACUCGAACCUCUCUUACAUAGUCACCACCUACAUCACGAAAACCCUCCUUCACAAGAAUAAGCCAGAUUAAAACGCAAAACGCGGUCAGCUUCCAAAGACAUUGCACCAGCUCCAAAAUAUGGAUCUGUUUUUCAAGAUCCCGAAAUAGAUAGGUGUAAAUCGGAGAUGGCCCUCCAGAGGAUGUUAGCUGAGAUCUGUUUGAUUCUUGAAAUCUAUUUACUGUGUGUAUACGGACUAACUAUGGAGGGAUGUGAGGAAGGAUGGACGUUUUAUAAACAACUCUGUUACCAAGUAAAAACGGAUCCAUUCAAACUGACACACAAAGAAGCGCAGGGUGUCUGUAGCACCAACAACGCGGAGCUGGCCAGUGUAUGGGACAACAAAGAAAACGAGUUUAUUGUACAGCAACUGUUAAAACCUAGCAGUUCUGACAGUGCAUGGAUUGGUCUAAAACAGGAGAGGCGGGGGAAUAAGUAUGUCUGGAUCUGGGUGGAUGGAUCUAUAGCUGACAUCGCUAGCUGGAAAUAUGGAAACACUCACGAAAACACAGGGCUGUGUGGAAUAAUCCGGCGGGACGGAACUCAGAGUCGACAGAACUGCACGGAACCGCUUCAGUCCUUCGUCUGCAAAAGAAAUUUGAAAAUGUGGUACGUUGUCAGUGACGUAUUUGAAAAUGAGUACCGUAAUGAAGAUUUCAGCGAGGAGCCACAAAAAUUAUUGUUCGAGAGAGUGUGGCCCCCUAAAGUGGAGAAGAUCCACGACUACUUGAAGCACCUGGCCCAAACUGCCGUCUCCAAGGAGACGGAUUGCGCAUACAAAUGUUUCCGUGCCGACGCAUGCAGAGCUUUUUCUGUCCAGUGUAAAGUGGCCUGGAAAUGUGAAAAGUAUGACUGUGAAGUUUACCGUCCAAUCAUUUCCUGAAGAUUUUGCGGAGAGAAUAAAUUAUCAAUUGGUUUUGAGAGAACACUUGAGUGACCAGUGCCGAGUGAUCCAGGGGUGGAUCUAGAACAUUUUCAAAGGAGAUAUUGUACCUUUUCUGCCCCAAAUGGGAGCGGUUAAAAACCUCAAAAUGGCAAAAAAAAUUGAAUUUUUUUUUAACCCCGUAACGCCCCUCUAGACCCACCACUGUAGAUCAUAAUUCGAAUAAGUAACAUAUAUUAUUAUCAUUACUAUCUAUAUACCAUUGAAAUAUAUUAUUGAAUACAUAAUAACUCUAUGUAGUAUUUCAUGUUUGACAUUAUCUGUAUACCCUGAUUUACAAACAGAUCAUACGCAGAACAAGCUCUUGUGUAGCGAAUUAGCUGCAUAUCGCCCAUUUCUAUAGGCUGCGAUCCCUAUCUCCGCCAAGUUUCUACCAGUGGAGUUUCAUAAAUAAAGAAGAAUAUUCUCA